ACACCGGUGAGCUCUAUGACCAUGCUUCAGUCGCAAAAGCUGUACGGCGAUACUGGUGUCAUGACCAGCGCCGCGAUGUCCAGUAUGGGCAGCAUGGCGCCCACGUACAGCACGAUAAACUCGAUGGGCUGCGUGCCGAUGGGCAUGUCGAUGGGAGUCGGAGUCGGGCCCAGCUGCAGCCCCCAGGGCGCCGGCGGCUUCAACAUGAGCACCAUGAGCUCGGCGAUGGGAAUGGCGUCGAUGGGUGGCGGCGGGAUGAGCGGGUACAGCGGCGCUUCCAUGGGCGCCGGCAGCGCCUGCAUGAGCGCCGUCGGAUACGGCCCGCUGACUCCCGGCGGCGGUACCGGCGGUAUCAGCCGGGACCCGCUCGCCCUGACGGAGCCGGACUCGCCCAACUCGGCGCUCCAGCGCGCCCGCAGCGACAAGUCUUAUCGGCGUAGUUACACCCACGCGAAGCCGCCGUACUCCUACAUCAGCCUCAUCACCAUGGCGAUACAGAACGCACCUCACAAGAUGCUGACCCUCUCGGAGAUCUAUCAGUUCAUCAUGGACCUGUUCCCGUUUUACAGGCAGAAUCAACAACGCUGGCAAAACUCCAUCAGGCACUCCUUGAGCUUUAACGAUUGUUUCGUCAAGGUGCCGCGCACGCCGGACAAACCCGGCAAAGGGUCAUUUUGGACGCUGCAUCCUGACAGCGGCAAUAUGUUUGAGAAUGGUUGCUAUCUGCGACGUCAGAAGAGGUUCAAAGACGAGAAGAAGGAGCUAACGAGACAGACGACCAAACAUCAGCAACAUCAGCAUCAGACGGCAACCGCGGUGGCAGUGGCGUCUGGCGCGACCAUCGCCGGCCAGCACAGUCCACCCACUCACGAGGUCGCGCCUGGUACCAAGAAGACCGGCUCGUCCAUCCACCAUGGCGGCCCUCAGCCGCAGGACGACAAGGACCUGCACUCGCUGGUGUCGCACCAUCAUCAUCAUCCGAGCCUGCAUCAGCAUCACACCGCGCUCAAGAGUGACACCAAUGACAUCGGCGGCCUCCUCGGGCCCGAUCUCACCGCCGCGCACGACGAACUCACCGCGAUGGUCAGCCGCGGCAUCCACCCGCAGCUGUUGUCCGAUACCGCGAGUCUCCACCACGGCAUGACCGGCAGCCUGAAGCAGGAACCGAUCUACGGAACGGCGGCCAAUCAUCCGUUUAGCAUCAACAGGUUAUUGCCGCGCGACACCACCGGUACUUCUCCCGGCGCCCAGGACACCAAGCCGCCCGAGAUGAAGAUGUACGAGCAGCUGCACCAGAGCUACGCCAACUUCGGCUCGCCGCAUCAUCCGCACGCGCACUCGGCGCCGCCCAGCCACCAUCAUCACAACGGCAUGCACGCCAGCGCGAACGCCGCCGGGCCGAUGCACAUGACGAAUCAUCAUCAUCAGGAAUAUUACCAGAGCCCGCUUUAUCAUCACGCGACGAGCGUGGCGACCACGAGCGCUCCUCCACCGCCCGCUGUUGCUACCGCGGCGCCGGGCUUGUGACAUCACGCUACCCACCCUUACGCU
Molecule: messenger RNA, 1551 nt
Organism: Vollenhovia emeryi
Lineage: Eukaryota; Metazoa; Arthropoda; Insecta; Hymenoptera; Formicidae
Product: silk gland factor 1
Exons: 1
Coding region: 16-1527 (503 amino acids)
Biological process (GO): anatomical structure morphogenesis; regulation of transcription by RNA polymerase II; cell differentiation
Molecular function (GO): transcription factor binding; DNA-binding transcription factor activity, RNA polymerase II-specific; protein domain specific binding
Source: RefSeq, a predicted model, not a curated record